CUGACAUGGUAUCUCUGACCACUGGUUUUCUCCUUUCUCCUCCUCCUGAAAACGCCAUCUUAUCUCCAGCGCCGGAAUUGACCUGCCCAUCAUGGUGGCUUAUCUCCCUGAGUACGAACACGAUGAGCAGCAGGGACAAUUGACACCGUCAAUUCCACCCUUCGCCGGCCGUAUGGGUGGAAACCAGGAUUUCAUCGUUGACAGGAACGAUCCACGGAAUGAGAAGGUGUUGGAAAAGGUGCCCGACGCGGCGCCAUGUAUGACGCUGCAAGAGGUGUUUGACUUUCGCGGAUUCCUCAGUGCUGAUCUAUGGAAAUUUGCACUCCUAGAAUGUGUUGCCAGCAUGAUGAACGUCUUUAUCACCGCGUGGGUAACAACACACGCCCCAUCCAGCGACGGCGCCCCUAAAUCGCAGGCCGGAAUCUACGCCACCCUCACCUUCUUCUCGCCCCUAUUCGGCGGCAUCACGAAUCUGCUCCUCACCCCGCUGUUAAUCUACACUUUCUCCCCGUCCAGCGGUGGGCACAUCAGUCCCACAAUCACGCUAGCCACCUUCUUUGCGCGCAUCAUCUCCUUCCCGCGCAUGGUCCUGUACCUGGUGGGCCAGACGCUGGGCGGCGCAUUGGCCGGGUUUGCGCUUAACAGCGCAUACGGCACGCGUAACUUUACCGUGGGUGGAUGCUAUAUCGAUACGGGGCUGGUUCCCGUGAAGGAUGCGCUGAUCAUCGAGUUUAUGGCCUGUUUGAUCUUAAUUUUCUUGGCAUUCGGGGUGGCCCUGGAUCCGAGACAGGCGAAGGUGUUUGGGCACGCCACAGCCCCGUGGUUUGUGGGCGUUGUGCUAGGCGUCGUGACCUGGGGAACGGCAUGGACGAGAGAUGGAUAUAUCGGCGCCAGUGUAAAUCCCGCCCGAUGCUUUGGUGCCUACGUGGCGUCGAGCUUUCCUGGCUACCAUUGGAUUCAUUGGGUUGGUCCAUUGGCGGCUGCAGUGGCUCACGGUCUUGUAUAUUUCAUUGACCCCCUUUGGAAAGAUCCUCGGUCGACUCCGAGUUCCUAGUUACCUGACUGGCUCAGGCUGUCUGUUUAUUGGUCGCCAAUAGUGCGUGUAUAUAGUAUUAUCUGAACCAACAGUAUCUGUCGGUAUGUACAAUAGGCUGGUAGGGCCGUACAAUUUAACUAUUACCUCCACUAAACA
Molecule: messenger RNA, 1192 nt
Organism: Aspergillus steynii IBT 23096
Lineage: Eukaryota; Fungi; Ascomycota; Eurotiomycetes; Eurotiales; Aspergillaceae
Product: aquaporin-like protein
Exons: 4
Coding region: 92-1054 (320 amino acids)
Biological process (GO): transmembrane transport
Cellular component (GO): membrane
Molecular function (GO): channel activity
Source: RefSeq, a predicted model, not a curated record